AUAAGAACACAGAAUAGUAGUAAAAAAGCCAUCAUAUGUAUUUUUAAAAACACCUCCACAUGUGUUAACGCAACGGGGUCAUAUUAUUCAGUUGGUGAUGUCGGCAAUCCAUUAUAAAUUCUCGUGCAGUACAGAAUACAAAAAUGUUACUUUUGAUGGAAUUAGUCUGUCCCUUGUGGACCUUAAAAAAUCCAUUAUGGAAAAGCAAAAACUUAAAAGUACAGAAGUGGAUCUUCAAAUUACAAAUGCUCAGACUUUACAAGUGUACAAAGAUGAUCUUGCAUUGAUACCAAAAAAUACAGCAGUUUUAGUAAGAAGAAUACCUCUUGGUCCUGUACGAGAUUCAAAAGUUUAUGUUGUGAAACGUAGUGAAAAAGGUACUUCCUCAUCUUACAGUGUUGCAUCAAAGUCAGCUCAAGACACAAGUUCCACACAACCGAAACUAAGCUUUGAAGAACUUGCAAAGACAAGUAACCUUGCUGAAGCUAAUGCAUCUGAGGAAGACAAGAUUAAAGCUGCCAUUGCUCAAUCAACAAAUGAAUAUGAUCCCGCCAAUUUUGUAAGACCGCCACGCCAUGGUACUUACAAUAAAUACACAAGCAAUAAUGUUGGCCAAACUUCAAUCAUGAGAUGUUUUCGUUGCAAUCAAAUGGGACAUUAUUCAACUCAAUGUUCGUUACCAAAAGUUGAUCCUGACCGACAACCAAAAGUUUACCGGCAUGCCACGGGGAUUCCCCGAAGUCACAUGGUUGAAGUAACGCAGAAGAGUAAAGGAGCGAUGUUAACCACCGAUGGCAAAUAUGUCGUCCCAUAUAUGGACAAGAAAGGAUAUGAAGUUGGGAAGAAAGAGAAACCUCCAUUUAUUCCUCAGAGUGAAACGAAGUCGAUUGAAGAUGAGGAAGAAGAUGAACCGAUUCCUGAUGAGUUGAUUUGUCUUCUUUGUAAAGAUUUGCUCGUAGAUGCUGUUGUUAUUCCAUGUUGCGGAAACAGCUAUUGUGAUGAAUGUAUCAGAAAUGCAUUACUUGAUUCUGAUGACCACCAGUGUCCAACUUGCCACAAACAAAACAUUUCACCUGAUUCAUUGAUUGCCAACAAGUUUCUUCGACAGGCAGUGAACAAGUUUAAAAAUGACACGGGAAUUGCAAAGAAGCGAUCCAAUGCCCCUGUGUGGCCUCGACCUGCUGCAUCAGAAUCUACAAAACCAAAACAAACAAACAUUCCGAUGAAAGUGAGCUACGGACCACCAAAGGCAGGUUCUCAACUUGAUCGUCCCACAACAUCUGGUGCAUACGUCGUGAAAGCUAAAACUGACCAGAUCGCUCCCCGUGGUUACUCCAUUGUAAAAAGAACCAAUGAAAUUCGAAGCUCAUCACCUGUUGAUUCAAAUCAACCAAUCAGAAUUAAGCUUGGAGGAUCAUCAUCUGAGGUACUUCCAUCAUCAGCUACAACCACGCCAUCAGAUCAGUCAACAACAACUAGUAUUACUCCACAAAGUGAAAACUAUACUUUUAACUCCACACCUGAUACUACUGAAGAAAAACCAAAAGCUGUGGUUGAGCCAGGACCACCUGGUAUUACACCUCCCGUUGCUAAAGUUGUACGUCCUCUUGAAGAAAACAGUGAGCAGAAAGAUGAAAAAGAUGAAAUUGUCAAUGAUGUUCCUGAGAAGCUGAGUGGAAUCCAUCCACUUCCACACGACAAAAAUGAAACUAAUGAACAACCCGAUAAACAACCUGAACAUACAGAUUCAUUCGAAGCUGUUAAAGCACAAACAUUAGAUAUAAAUAUAAAACCAAUAGAAGAUAUACCGAAGUUUGAACAACCAAAUUCAAUAAACCCAAAUAUUCCCCAAAUAGAGCACCCAGUAGUUACCAAACCACAAGCUGUCAUAACACCCCAUGUUCCACCGACAAACCUCCCACUUCCCAUUCUACCACCAGUUAACAUAAACAUCCCACCACCAAGUUUACCAAGAAUGCCCACCCUACUCCAACCUACAUCACAGCAACCUGUUAGCUUCACACAGUCAAUUCUUGGACCACCACCCGUAAUUUCAAAAUCGGCCUCACAUCCAAGUUUGUUCCAACGUCCCCCACCUCCUUUUCCAUUCCCACCAUUCUUCCCUCUUGGAUCCGUUCCCUUUACUCAGCCACCUCCAGGGUUUCCUCCAAAUCUUCCUCCACCAGGGAUCAACAUCCAAUCAUUGAUUCAAGGUCCUCCACCAUCGAGUAUUCCAACACUGACAGGACUUAUUCCAUCUGUAUCAUCAUCAUCGAGCCAUAUUGCGAGUCAGCAACGCAAACAACGAUCCCCACCUCCGAGAAAACAUCCAGAUGAUUGGAGGAGGAGUAACCAUCGGGGCCAACGAACCAAACUUGAUUUAAUGUCAGAUGAAUUUACUGAAAAUUUGUCCAAAAACAAAACAAGAAGAAGACGUAGAAGAAGUUACUCAUCCAGCUCAUAUAGUGAUUCAUCAUCAAGUAACUCAUCAGGUUCUUCAUAUUCAUCUGGAUCCUCAUCAUGGUCAAGUAGUUCAUAUUCACGAAGUCGCUCAACAAGUCCUCGUAAUAAAGGAUAUAAGAAGAAAAGAUCCUCCAAAGUUAGAAGUAGAAAAAAGAGUCGUCCACGAUCGAGGGAAAGACAUGAUUCAACCCGAGGCAGAAAACAUACUAAGCGGAAACAUAAAUCUCCUCCACGCAGCAGGAAAUACAGUCGUAGUAAUUCCCGUUCUCCCACUCCAAGGAAAGAUGGGAGAGGAAGAUCAGAUAGAGGAAGAUCUCCUCCUCCAUCACGGAGCAAAGAUGCACGUUCACGUGGCAACAAACGUCACAAUAAAAAUUCCUCGCAUCCCCCCAUUCCUGUGAUUGGUGGAACUGUUUCAAACCCAGUCAUACCAGGUCUUCCAUCAAAGGAAGCUGCAGAUUAUGAAAGAGAUCAAGCAUUAUAUGCUCAUUAUAGACAAGCAUAUGAGAGGGACUGGUAUGAGAAAGGCGUGAUGCCACCCCCACCAUACGAUCGCUUCGUACAACCCCGAUAUUCUCGAUCACCGUCGCCUCCUGGUACUGGAAGCAACCCACUGCUGCCAGGUAGUGGUCAAUGGCGUGAGGAAGGGAAGUUUCAUCCUCAUUUUAACCAACAGUCAGCUCAACUAUACAAAGACAACAGCAAUUUUUAUGCUCCAGUUGGUAAUAGAUUGCAGGCAAUUGCAAGCGGUUAUGACAACGCAAUGGUGGAUGAUGUUUCACCGAGGUCUUCUCGAAGAUAUGAUGAUGAAGCUUUGCGUGGCAGAAGUAGACGUAAUGUGGAUUCACGUAGAUAUGUGAGAAGAGGAGAAUCGAGUGAUAAACGUGUGAGGACAUCUUCUCCAGAUCGUGUUGUUGAUGAUGGGGAUGCUACUCCUGUUCGUGAUGAGAGACCGCCUCCGGAUGAAGUGGAGAUCAUUAAAAAAAGCGAGUCACGCAAGAGCAGAGAUAAUGAUAGAAGAAGCAGAAGAGAUGAUAGAAGAAACAAAGAUGAGAAGAAUCGAUUGAAAGAAGAGCGAAGAUAUUCUUCGAGGGAUUCUCAUUAUAAUCGUCAUCAUCAUAAAGAAUCUUCAUCAAAACCAAGAUCAUCUUCCAAAAGUUUAAAAUCUGAAGAAAAAUCUACAUCUUACUCUUCUAAAAGGACAAGUGAUGAUAAAUCCUCAAAAUCCUCAAAAUCUAGUAAAAUAAGCAAAUCAACCUCAAAGCCUAAGCCUGUAUCAAGUAAAAAGAAAAUUUCUAUUACACUGAAAAGCAUACCAGGAGUAAAUAAUGAAAAUAACAAUGAAGCGACUAAUGUAACACCAGAGCCUGUUUCUCAAGCACCAAGCAAUGAGAUUUCCGAGACCUCAGCCAAGUCGGCAAGUAAUAAGAUUGUUGAAAAGAAUUCCUAUGGUGACACUUGUGAACCCCAAUCUUCUGUUCAAAACAAGAGUCCUGAAUCCAAAACAGGUGAUGAUUCAGCUAAACUAAAAGGAUUUACAAAUUCCACAUUUAAAGAAAUUUCUCCUUUGGAAACGACAGCAGAACAUAAUGUUGAAAAUGAUUUAAAAUCUAAACAAGAGAAACAUAAUGAAACUUUACAGGAAGAUGCUUCGGAUGAAAACAUUCCUGAAGUUGUUUCAGCUGCUGAUGAGGAUGAGAGUAAAAUGAAGUCCUCUGUAGAGCACGAGAUUUUGAAUUCUCAAUCUCAAAUUGAAGCUGAUGCCAAUGCUGAAGGAAGCGAUAAGGUGUCAGAUAAAAAAGACAGCAAUAAAGUGUUGGGUAAUAAGGAAGAAAAUCCAAUAGUUUACCAUACAGAUGAUAUGCAAAGUAAAGAUGUCAAACGAGUUCCGUCUCCCAUUAUAUUUACAAAGACUGAUGAAACUUUUGAGAACAACUUGAAAUCCUCUGACAAAGUACCAGCACCUUCAACACACAGACGCAAAGUAAAAGAAGUUUUUUCAGUUGAGGACAAACAGCGCUUGAGCAACCUUAUCGUACCAAACGCCAAACCAUCGCAUUCAAAGUCAAAAUCUCACUUAGUUCCUCGAGAAAAGAGCAAAAAGUCACUUCGAAAGAAAAGUAAAGAUAAAAGUAAUACAGAACCAUCCGGGAAAGAGAAGAAGUUUGUUGAAUACGAUGGCACAGCGCCCCCACCUCCUGGAGAUGAACUUGUGAAGAUUAAUCUACCAAAAUCAAGGUGGGAUGAUUCAGAUGAUGGAAUUCCCCAUGAAACAUCAGAAGCUACAGGUAAAAGUAGGAGGAUUAGGAUCAAACGGAAAUCUCUUCAAAGUGAAGUCAUCAAAGAUGAUAAAAUGAUGAAAGGUGUUUCCGAUGAUCUUGCUUCGACAGUUGGUAAAUCUUCGUCAAUAGCUGAACAUUCAGUGGAUGCAAAAAUUCUGAUCACUCUUCCACAAAACGAUGAUAAACAAAAUCAAGAUGUAAAAAAUCGCCAAGUGUCAUUAGUAAAUACCGAAAAUACAAAGCAAGAUGUUGAAGAGAAAAAAGAAAUUCAUGUUUCUGUAAAGGGAAAAGCUCUCAAUGUGACAUCCAUGAGGUCUUCUCGUGGGGAGGAAUAUCAUGACGAAGAUGCUUUGGAUCUUCAACCUUUAUCAGGUUUAAGUAACACUGAAUCAAUUUCGGAUAAAACUGAGAAGAAAAAGAAGAAGAAGAAGAAAAAGAAGCAUAAAAAUAAAUCUAAGAAAUAUUCCCAUGAAUCCAAAAGUGAAGUGAAAGAUGCUCCUCUUUCGGAUACUGCACAAUAUGAAAAGGAGUUUACUCCCUGUGAGGAAGAUGCAGCAGCAGAAAAUAAUAAGAGGAAGCAUCGAAGCGAUUCAGGUUCCCCGCAUCAGAAAACUAAAUCAAAGAAGAGUGGGAAGGAGAUGGUUGAUAGGAAGCGAAGGAGGCGAGCAUCUGAUUAUAGUGAUGAUGGAAGGAUGGAAAACUCCGACGAUGAUGAAACUACAAAAAGAAAUUCUAGACGUCAUUAUUCGCGUGAACGAUCACAUCGAGGUCGCUCGUCUUCAAUUCGUGAUGAAGAUUAUUCACAAAGAAAGCGACGCAUUUCAAGCGAAAGAAAGUCACGUGACCGCUCCCGAAACCGCGGAAAGAAGCGAAAGAAAGAUCGACGUCGACAUCGUAAAAGGAAAUAUUCGUAUGAUCAAUCUCCAUCGACUUCUUACUCUGACACUUAACGGAUUUAAAAGACAUAUUUUGCUCUUAUAAGUGAUCUUUGGUUUCGCCGAUUACGGACGAAAUAGUUGCUUCCAAAUGCGGCUGUUGCUAUAAUUUCAAUACGAUCAUAAUAGACUCGUGUAGUAAACGAAAUAAAAUUAAGCUAUUUGAAUAA
This is a messenger RNA of Ciona intestinalis (vase tunicate), 5850 nucleotides long. Lineage: Eukaryota; Metazoa; Chordata; Ascidiacea; Phlebobranchia; Cionidae. The record is from RefSeq and is a predicted model, not a curated record.